UUUCGCGCGCGGAAGCGUGUGCGCGCUCAGUACUUCCUGUUUCCGGCUGCACCGCCUGGACGUUUUGUGGACGCCGCGCGAAUCAGAGAUUUAGUUUUUUUACCCUGUCGGUUUUAUUUCAGUAAUUAAUUUCUGUAAGGUUUUAUUUUUCGUCAGAGACUGUAGAGGAGAAGAAAAAGGACUGGGGUUUGGCGUCUAGACGGUUCGAGUGAUCAGCUGAUCUCCCAGCAUGUCCCUGCCCAAGCGCGAGGUGGAGGAGCUGCGGCCGUGGGUGGAGCGCACCGUGAAGAAGGUGCUGGGUUUCUCCGAGCCCACCGUGGUGACCGCGGCUCUGCACUGCGUGGGGAAAGGCCUGGACAAGAGGAAAACCACAGACCAGCUGAGACCGUUCCUGGACGACUCGGCGAGCGGCUUCGUCGAGAGGCUUUUCGAAGCGCUGGAGGAGAGCAGGAACUCUCGGGGGAACAAAGGCACCGCCGAGAAAAACCGCAAACGAGAUCUGAAGGACGUGUUUGGAGAUGAGGUGGAGGCGCAUAAGGAGCUAGAGGGCAGCGAAACCGUGGCGAAGAGGAAACGAGUACCUCGAUUCGAAGAGGUUGAAGAGCCAGAAGUUCUUCCUGGACCUCCGACGGAAAGCCCUGGCAUGCUCACCAAGAUGCAGAUUAAGCAGAUGAUGGAAACGGCCACUCGGCAGAUCGAAGAGAGAAAGAAGCAGCUGAGUAUCUCUCAGCCCAGACUCCCCCUCCCCACCCCCCAACCCACAGCGCCGGGUCUUCGCUCCCUCCUGCCCUCCGCGCCGGGCCCGGCUCAGUCCAUCGCCCCGUCGCAGGCCGCCAGCUUCAUGAACGACGCCAUCGAGAAGGCGCGCAAAGCCGCCGAGCUCCAGGCCAAGAUCCAGUCCACGCUCGCCAUGAAGCCGGGCAUCCUGGGAGCCAUGACCAACACAGGACCACACAACUUCGUGGCUCUCGCUAACCUGCACGCCAUGGGCAUCGCGCCACCCAAAGUGGAGGCUCGCGAGAUCACCAAGCCGACGCCGCUCAUCCUGGACGAGCUCGGGAGGACCGUCGACGCCAGCGGCAAAGAGGUGGAGCUCACGCACCGCAUGCCCACGCUGAAAGCUAACAUCAGAGCCGUGAAGCGAGAGCAGUUUAAGCUGCAGCUGAAGGAAAAACCCAGCGAUGACCUCGAAUCCACGUCUUACUUCGACCCCAGGAUGUCCAUUUCUCAGCCUCAGAGACAGAAAAAGGGCUUUAGGUUCUACGAAAGGGGACGUUUUGAGAAAAUAGGACAGAGGAUACGCACCAAGGCUCAGCUGGAGAGGUUGCAGAUGGAAAUUGCACAGGCAGCCAAAAAGACAGGCAUCCAAGCGUCCACCAAGCUGGCUCUGAUCGCUCCGAAGAAGGAGCUCGGUGAAGGUGACGUGCCGUCCAUCGAGUGGUGGGACUCGUUCAUCCUGCCCCACAACGUGGACAUGUCUUCUCAGACUGUAUUUGAUAACUUGGACUUCCAUGGAAUCACCACUCUGGUGGAACACCCGGCUCAGAUGGCUCCUCCAGGUAUUUUAAGUGUGUUUAAAGUGGACACGGACAAGCCCGUGACUUUGGGUGUGUAUUUGACCAAGAGGGAGCAGAAGAAGCUGAGGAGACAGACACGGCGUGAGGGACAGAAGGAGAUGCAGGAGAAGGUCCGACUCGGCCUCAUGCCUCCACCUGAACCCAAAGUGAGGAUCUCUAACCUGAUGCGUGUGCUGGGGACGGAAGCGGUGCAGGAUCCCACAAAAGUGGAGGCCCACGUCCGAGCGCAGAUGGCCAAGAGACAAAAAGCCCACGAAGAGGCAAACGCAGCACGCAAACUGACAUCAGAGCAAAGGAAAGAGAAGAAAGUGAAGAAGCUCAAGGAAGAUCUGAGUCACGGUGUUCACAUCGCCGUCUACAGGAUCCGAAACCUGCACAACCCAGCCAAGAAGUUCAAAGUGGAAGCCAACGCGAAUCAGCUGUACCUGACCGGAACCGUGGUUCUGCACAAAGACGUCAACAUCGUGGUGGUGGAAGGAGGACCCAAAGCACAGAAGAAGUUUAAGAAGCUGAUGCUGAACAGGGUGAAGUGGGACGAGCCCAGCUCAAAGAGAGAAGACCCUGAUGGCUCUGAUGAUGAGGGCUCCAGGAAGCACAAUAAGUGCACACUGGUUUGGGAGGGCACGUCCAUGGAGCGCAGCUUCGGAGACAUGAAGUUCAAGCAGUGUCCCACGGAGAACAUGGCGCGGGAACACUUCAAGAAGCACGGCACAGAGCACUACUGGGACCUGGCCCUGAGCGAGAGCGUGCUGGAGACGGCCGACGACUGAGACGGGGCGGAGCGACGACCGAGACGGGGAGUGAGUCACGCCCCCACAGCCACCAAUAGACUGGAUUAGAUCUGACGUGCUUCGACCUGGCAGUCGUGUGUGUGUGUGUGUGUGUGUGUGUGUGUGUGUGUGUGUGUGUGUGUGUGUGUGUGUGUGUGUGUGCGCUCACAUAACCUGCACUGCUGCUACCCUUAUCGGAUUCUCGUGAUCAUGGCAGGACGUUUGUACAGAGAAUCCGGGACACGUGCGACACGUGCACCACGCUGAACACGACUGCUUCAUAAUGCAUCACAGACGUUUCUGGCCAAAGUGUCUUUUUGUUUUUUUAAUUGAGUGGACGAUAGUCUCUUGACGUUGGUCUCGUUAGACGUGGCAUUAACACCCGCACGUUGCCCAUUAAAGAUAACGAGGGAAAAUCCAUGUGCUGCCUCGAUUUAUCCAAUCUUUUUUUUUUUCAUCCAAAAUACUGCUGAAUCGGUUUAAUUUCCUCCAGACGACCGAAGCCUCCGGGUCGCGCUGCUGUACCGCGGCAUGAACCACAAAACAUCACUGAUCACCGGAUCCACCGUUACUGAUGUGUUUAUUUAUAAAGGAAAGUGAACGGAGGUCCAGAAUCCACCCACACGCUCCUGAACAGAAACUCCGCACGAUACGGCCUGUAAAUGUGUAACAAUUACAUUCUUCUAUUAUUCCUUUUCUUUAAAUAAAACUUUGCUUGAA
Molecule: messenger RNA, 3067 nt
Organism: Silurus meridionalis
Lineage: Eukaryota; Metazoa; Chordata; Actinopteri; Siluriformes; Siluridae
Gene: prpf3
Product: PRP3 pre-mRNA processing factor 3 homolog (yeast)
Exons: 17
Coding region: 230-2347 (705 amino acids)
Biological process (GO): mRNA splicing, via spliceosome
Cellular component (GO): U4/U6 x U5 tri-snRNP complex
Source: RefSeq, a predicted model, not a curated record